Messenger RNA from Lasiosphaeria miniovina, 1287 nucleotides. Its product is annotated as alcohol dehydrogenase. Gene Ontology annotation, cellular component: mitochondrion. The record is from RefSeq and is a predicted model, not a curated record. Gene Ontology annotation, molecular function: metal ion binding; alcohol dehydrogenase (NAD+) activity. The transcript has a single exon. NCBI's taxonomy places the organism in Eukaryota, Fungi, Ascomycota, Sordariomycetes, Sordariales, Lasiosphaeriaceae. The coding region runs from base 1 to 1287 and encodes 428 amino acids.
AUGACGCUUUCUGGGGAGACCUACUUCCAGGCCAUGGAGCCCAAGCCGUACGUCUCGACCGGCCUACCAUUUGAGCAGGCCUGCAAGCACCACGCAGUCGAGUCCUUUGGGGCAAGCAGAAUCUACAUCAUAGUCUCCAAGACUAUCAGCAAGACGCAGGACUUCACGGCGCUCUGGGAGACCCUUGGUGACAGAGUGGCCGGGGUCAGGUACGGCAUCACGCCGCAUGUCCCAGGGACCGAAGUCUUGGAGCUUGCCAGAGACCUCGCUAGCCUCCGUGCCGACUUGUUAGUGACACUUGGUGCUGGAUCUCUGACCGACGCGGCGAAAGUGGCAGUGUUUGCCGCGGCGAACAGCGCCUUUACACUCGAGGCGCUCGACGAGCUCCACGCUCGAGCUCAGCCAGAUCCGGCGGCGCUGAAGGGCUGCUCGAUCCCGACAAUCAACAUCCCCACGUCGCUCUCGGGCGGCGAGUAUAACCCGUCCGGCGGCGCGACCGACUUUCGCAGUCAUCGCAAGACGUCCUUCCAACACCCAACAAUGGGCGCGCAGCUUGUAAUCCUCGACCCGGCCCUGACAGUGUCGACGCCUGAAAGGGUUUGGCUGAGCUCGGGAAUGCGCGCAGUCGACCACUGCGUCGAAGGGUUGUGUUCGACGUUCUUUAGGCCCGGCGAGGGCGGCGGCGGUGGCGGCGGCGUCGACAUUCAGGCGGUUGUCGAGAAGUAUCUGAUCAAAGGAUUGUCGUUGCUGCUGCCGGCCCUCCUGGUGACCAAGCAGCGGCCCGAAGACCUCGAUGCGCGGCGGGACGAGAUGUUGGGGGUGAUUGAGGCACUCAGAGGCAACAAGCUAGGCGUCAAGAUGGGCGCGAGCCAUGGCAUCGGUCACCAGCUAGGGCCUCUGGGCGUUGGGCACGGCGAGAUAAGCUGCGUGAUGCUCCCGUCGGUGUUGAGGUGGAAUCGGGAACACGGGGACGCGUGGGUCGAGAAGCGCCAGGAAAAGAUGCUCGAAGCCUUCUGGGCUAGCAGCACGGUCGCGGAGACGCUGAAGCGCAGCGGCUUGUCGCGGGAGACGGCGGGCGCGGGCGACGCUGUCGCUGCCUUUGUUGCCGCACUGGGCCUGCCAACCUGCCUCCAAGACGUGGGAAUUGGAAGAGAAAGGCUGGAGGGGCUUGCAGAGAGCGCCAUGACGGACCGUGAUAUUCCCACAAACCCAGUAGCAAUUCGCGACAAGGAACAGGUUCUGCAGAUUUUGGAGAUGGCACUGGAAAGGCCAGCAGUAAAGCAAUAA